Molecule: messenger RNA, 970 nt
Organism: Acaulospora morrowiae
Lineage: Eukaryota; Fungi; Glomeromycota; Glomeromycetes; Diversisporales; Acaulosporaceae
Source: the annotation of a GenBank genome assembly
AUGCGGAAAAGUAACAUUAAAAAAUCUUCCAAGACUCCUUUGGGGAAUUCGAUGAUAGUAAACAAGACUCAAGAAAGUUCUCAGGACCAACGACUCAAAUUUCGUAGUGUAAAACCCUCAUUCACAAAGCCACAAAAGCGCGUUAAACUUGAAUGCAAUUCCAGCGAUGAUGAGAAUUUAGAUAAUCAUGAUGCGGAAGAUACAAACGAAUGUGAUGAAGAUAGGAAGCGAAAAAGUUCGAAUGGGAAAGUUAAUCAAAACGAUUCACCCGACGAAACAUCCCCAUCCAAAAGUGCGUGUAGCACCUCUGCAUUCAUUAUGUCAAAAUCAAUUAGAAAGAUCUUUAGCAACCCCUUCAGGGUACCAACCUUUAUCAAAAAACCGCCCGUUGAGUUCGAUCAAGGAGGUCUAAGAAAGCGUUUGUGCCUGGCAGGUGUACGCAGACGAAUUGUAUCGGGGCCUUUACACGAUCCCAAUGCGCCAAAUGCAAUCGUACUUUAUACUCCUAGUGAUGAUGAAGUAAAACCAAAACAAGAAGAAAUUAAGACCAAAAAUAAAUCUGUAGCAGAUAUCUUGGGAUUCAAGAAUGAAGUCAACAAGAUCGUUCACGUGGUUGUUGACCCUAUUCUGGGUAAUAAACUUCGACCGCAUCAAAUUGAAGGUGUAAAGUUUCUGUAUAAUUGCACGACAGGAAGAGUGGUUGAAAACGCGCAUGGCUGUAUCAUGGCGGAUGAGAUGGGUCUCGGUAAAACACUUCAGUGCAUAACUCUUCUGUGGACCUUAUUGAAACAAUCGCCUGAAGCAGGCAAAAAAACAAUCGAAAAGUGCAUAAUUGUCUGUCCUUCAAGUCUCGUUCAUAAUUGGGCAAACGAAUUGGUUAAGUGGUUGGGGUCCUUAAGAAUUAAAUCAUUGGUAAUGGACAACAAAGGAUCAAAAGAGAACACGUUGAAAGCGCUCAGAUAUUUCGCCG